This is a messenger RNA of Rhodamnia argentea, 1452 nucleotides long. RefSeq lists its product as uncharacterized. The record is from RefSeq and is a predicted model, not a curated record. NCBI's taxonomy places the organism in Eukaryota, Viridiplantae, Streptophyta, Magnoliopsida, Myrtales, Myrtaceae. The transcript has 2 exons. The coding region runs from base 1 to 1452 and encodes 483 amino acids.
AUGACUUAUGCGUCCGGAAGUUAUCAUAAUAGUGGAUAUCAGAAUACUCAGCUCAGAAAGCCAAGACCAUUUACUCCAUUGCCGAUGCCAUUAUCACAACUUUUACCCGCUUUGUUGGGCAAGCAGCUUGUAGCUAAAGAAGUCGCUCGAGCUAACCCCCCGAAGUAUCGUGGGUUCGACCCUUCCAAAUCCCGCGUUUUCCACACGAGGGAAAAGAGGCAUGACGUUGACGGCUGCUACAUCCUCAAGCAUAAAGUCAAAGAUCUUCUAGAGGGAAAUUAUUUGUCGUUUAAAGACUUCGAGCUGAAUGUGCAUAAGAAUCCGUUAUCGGGCCAUGCCUCAAAUGUGGCGAUCAUUGAAGAGGUGAGGAGCGUCACCAAGAAGAGAUUCCGAAUAGAUGUUGUGGAAAUGUAUCAUGCACUCAUUUCAAAUGGGCACUACAAAGGUACGGAUUUGAUCCCUAUCCAAGGGAAGCAUGUGCACAUCGCCGAGAUGUUCCAAAAUGGAGUAAUUUGGGCUAUCCCAAAGGAAGUCAUUGGCUCUUCAUCCCCUCAUGUGGUUGGUAUUCCCGAAACCGCCCAUGUCGAGCCGGACUUGGAGGUAGCCGUGGUUGAGCCUGGCAAUCCCUUUGUUGAGUCGGAAGACAUAAUCGUGCCCGAGGUGGCGCCGGGGGAUGAGUUCGACGUGCUGGAGCCCACCGACGGAGCGGUUGUCUUGAAUGAAGCAGAACGGCUUAUAAGCAUAGAAGAGGUGGCUCUUGAUGAUGCAAUUGCCCUCGAAAUAGUGUCGGAUUUGAAUGAGACACUUAUCACUAUGGUAGAGCCUGUUGUUAUAGACCUUACUGUCGUAGAGGAUUUAGGCAAUUACAAGCUUGAAGAUGAGGGCUACAUGGUUAUUGAUCUCACUUCCGAAGAUUUCAUUCGUAUGGGAGCUCGGUUGGAUGCUAGUUUGGACAUCGUGGGAAGCAGCUUCUGCCUAAUCACGGUUGAUACACCAUCAAUGGUUGCGAGUAAAGGUCCACCAGUUCCCAUCAACACUAAGGAAGUGGCCUGGGAUUAUGGGGCCGAGACAUUUGAUUCGGCCACCAGGACAGGUCGUUCUUAUGCAUCUCCGGGGCUAUCUCGGAAGAAACCCGUGAUCGAAGUGGAGGCCGAGCAUCUUCUAUCUGUUGUAAAAACUAGUGAGUUCUCUGUGGUAGAUCGCCUUAGAAAAAUACCGGCCCGCAUUUCCAUCCUCGAGUUAUUCCAAUCGUCGGAAAAGCAUAAAGAGACCCUUCUAAAGGUGCUUAACGAGGUGCAUGUUCCCAAUAGUACCGGCGCACUCCAGUUGGAGGAAUUUGUUGGCUCUAUUCCGCUAAAUAAUCAAAUAUCGUUUUCUGAUGAGAAUCUUCCGUCCGGUGGUCCUUCCAUUGCAAUGCUCUCCACAUCUCCAUUAAGUGCCGAAGCAAAAUGA